Molecule: messenger RNA, 606 nt
Organism: Fomitopsis serialis
Lineage: Eukaryota; Fungi; Basidiomycota; Agaricomycetes; Polyporales; Fomitopsidaceae
Product: 60S ribosomal protein L15
Exons: 5
Coding region: 1-606 (201 amino acids)
Biological process (GO): cytoplasmic translation
Cellular component (GO): ribosome; cytosolic large ribosomal subunit
Molecular function (GO): RNA binding; structural constituent of ribosome
Source: RefSeq, a predicted model, not a curated record
AUGGGGGCUUACAAGUACAUUGGCGAGCUCUACAAGAAAAAGCAGUCGGAUGUCCUCCGAUUCCUCCUCCGCGUGAGGUGCUGGGAGUACCGCCAGCUUAACGUCAUCCACCGUGCCUCGCGCCCGUCCCGUCCCGACAAGGCUCGCCGCCUUGGCUACAAGGCCAAGCAGGGCUACGUUGUCUACCGCGUCCGUGUGAGGAGGGGUAACCGCAAGAAACAGGUCCCGAAGGGUGCCACCUUCGGCAAGCCCGUCCGCCAGGGUGUCAACCACCUCAAGCCCCAGCGUGGUUUGAGGAGCGUGGCGGAGGAGCGUGUCGGCAGACGGUGUGGUAACCUUCGUGUGCUCAACUCGUACUGGGUGAACCAGGACGGUGUCUACAAGUACUACGAGGUCAUUCUCGUUGACCCCAGCCACAAGGCUAUCCGCCGCGACCCCAGGAUCAACUGGAUCACGAAGCCUGUGCACAAGCGUCGCGAGGCUCGUGGCCUUACCGGUGUCGGCAAGAAGAACCGUGGCUUGGGCAAGGGUCAUUUGCACAACCACACUCCGGGCUGGUCUACCUGGAAAAAGCACAACACCCUCAGCCUCCGCCGUUACCGGUAA